Miscanthus lutarioriparius is the source of this 186-nucleotide messenger RNA. The record is from the annotation of a GenBank genome assembly. Lineage: Eukaryota; Viridiplantae; Streptophyta; Magnoliopsida; Poales; Poaceae.
AUGGCUGCUGCUGUGUUGGUUGCUCUCCUGGUCCUAUCCUCUAUUCUCUUGUCCACCUAUGCAGAUGCCAUCACGGCCAUGCUCACAACUGUGUCUUCCCAGGCUGUGGAGGUGCACUGCUAUGCUGCCAAGGCUGCAGUGCUCUGGGGCAAGAUGGAGACUUGCAAACCAUAUAAUGAGGUAUAA